Molecule: messenger RNA, 2059 nt
Organism: Leptopilina boulardi
Lineage: Eukaryota; Metazoa; Arthropoda; Insecta; Hymenoptera; Figitidae
Exons: 6
Coding region: 425-1150 (241 amino acids)
Source: RefSeq, a predicted model, not a curated record
UUCCGCGAGUUGUCGAGUUUUAGUCGUGAACGGCCGUCCGUUGUGAACGAUACGGGACAUAUAUUUAUAUAUUUAUCGUUAUCGAUUCACAAAGUGUAUUUAUUAUUUUAAAAAAAAACUUGUGUGUAAAAAAAGAAAGUUUAUUUUCUAUCAAAAAUAUUGUCAAUUAAAAAAUCGUGAUCGAUUUUCAAUUGUAUUGAAAAUUUUACCGGUCUAAAAGUUUUUUUUAGUUAUUAAAAAAAAAAUUAGAAACGAUAUAAUCGUUUUAAUUUGACAAAAAUUUUUUGAAAGUGUGUUUCCCCGCGUGUGUGGGAAUCGAAAAAAAAACAGUGUACUAUAGUGGAGAUUCAAAAAAAAGUUUCUCAAUUUGCACUUUUUUUUUUGUAAAGGGUGAAUUUUUGAAAUAAGUUUUUUUAAGAAGAAGAUGCGUAAUCUUAUGGAGAGACAAAAUACAUCUUGGUUCGCGUUGUUUUUGACCGCUUUCUAUUCUGUUCUGGCUAGUGGCCGUGGUGAGGAGUGCGGACACGAGGAAUUAUCCAGAUGUGCCAAGCCACUUCAAGAAAUCACCCGCAACAGCGAACUGAGCUUUUUCAUCAAGAAACAAGAACUCGAUCAAGUUGUCUGCCCAAAAUUGGAGGACAGUGUUAAGUGCAUUAAUUUCUAUACAUUAAGGUGUAUGAAGGAGCAACAGAGAGAUCAAUUCAAUGCACUCUAUGCAAGCACAAAUAUGGCAAUUAGAGAGCUCUGUCAAGAUGGAAUUUAUCAAGAAGCUUUCCUGGAGCACGUUCCAUGUAUGCAAAAAGAGACAGUAAAGAGAGAAUAUAAUAAGUGCUCGGACGCUUACCAAAAUGGAUUAAAGGAAAUGGAAAAUUCAUCACUCACCGGACGUGGAGGUCCAACUUCUCUGAAAUCACUCUGCUGUUAUUUCCAAACAUAUUUGGAUUGUUCGCACAAUGUUGUACUGAGAGAAUGUGGUGCAGACACGGCGGAAUUUACAAAAGAUUUUUUGGAUCGAAUGUCAAAUUCAUUGAAAGAGUCACAUUGUAAAAGUUAUCCACUCUCGACAUGUCCAAGCAGUUCAAGUUCGUCCAUUAGCCUAUCCAGCCUGCUACUUCCAGUUCUUAUCAUAUUGAGCAGAUAUUUCACUUAAAUAAAUUGAAAUAAUUAUCGUGAACCGGAAGUGGAAAUUUUUUUUAAUACACAAAAUAAUGAUUAUUAAAAAAAAAAAAAAAUAUUCUUCCCCGCGUCGAUUCACGAAUAAAUAGGCGAAUAAAAUGAAAUGCCACCUCGAGAUAGAGAGAGAGAGAGAGAGAAAAAAAGUGUCGAAAAUUUUUUUUCGACGUUAAACAACUAUUAUUUGCAAAAAACGAAAAAAAAAAAAACUAUUCUCACUCGUCUGUGAUGCUUUCGAUUUUUGCACGAAAGGAAAUGAAAGUAUACACACAUAUAGGUAUAGUAUAGAAAAAGAGGAAGCAAAAUGAAGAGAAUCAAUUGAAAAAGAUGAAGAUAAAGAUUAUAAGAUUAUGUAUAAGAACAGAAAUAGAAAAAAAAAAAAAAAAAAAAAAAAGAUCUGAGAGGCGAGGUGAAUGCGAAAAUCCAGGAGAUUCGUUAAAACCGAAUCCAUCUAGCGAUUCUAAUUAACGGCGGAAGCUCCAACAAGUCCUUUUAGCAAAGUAUUCUCUAUAGGGUCGCAGACAUGGCUGUGACUAUCUAAGAGUGUUCCCAGAUAUAUAUAUAUAUAUUAAUUCCCGUUAAAUCUGUUUUUACUCUCGUCUCGGAAUUUUAAACAAAGCCACUCAUGACUAUUUUCUUUUUUAUUUUAGUAAAAAAAAAAAUUCUCGAGUAAAAAAUAAAAAAAAAAACUAACAAAAUUCUAAUAUUGGAAAUGGCAAAAAUUCUAAUAUUAAAAAUUCCAAAAAUUAAAUUAAUUAUUAAUUAAAUUAAUUUCAAUAAUUAGAAAAAAAAAUUAUUUUUUCUCAAUGAAAACAAAAUUGUAAAUUUCAAAAAAAUCACAACAAAUAUAUUCAUUGAGUUCCGUCCGCGAGGCGAAAAAUGGGAA